AUGGGUUUGUCACAGGAAAACAAGAACCUACACAUCAAGACCAGAGAGUCAAAGGUUGUAGCCAAGUGUACUUCCACAGUGCGGCUGUGUAAUUACAGGGAUGGCUCAGGUUUUCAAGACACUCAGCAUCACAAGGCUGUUAAGAACCACUCAUGCAGCUCAGAAGUGUGCAAUGGCUCCAUCAUGACUCCAAAAGCCCUGUGGCGCUCUCCUCCCGACGGUGCCUCAGACGCCAGUGAUCUUCUAAAGCAGGCUGUUGACUUCAUCAACCAGUUUUAUGAAUCAUUUAAAAUCUCCAGAACAGAAGAUCACCUGGCUCGACUUGAGGAAGUUAGUUCAGAAAUUGACACUACUGGGACUUACCAGUUGACCUCAGAAGAACUGGCUUUUGGGGCUAAACAGGCGUGGAGAAAUGCACCCAGGUGUAUUGGCAGGAUUCAGUGGUCCAAUUUACAGGUGUUUGAUGCCCGAAAGUGUAGCAGCAGUAAGGACAUGUUUCAUGACCUUUGUGAGCAUCUCCAGUUUGCCACAAAUGGAGGCAACCUGAGGUCUACGAUCACAAUGUUUCCGCAGAGAACUGAUGGAAAGCAUGACUUUCGUGUUUGGAAUAGCCAACUUAUAAAAUAUGCUGGGUAUCAGAUGCCAGACGGAACCAUACGAGGAGACCCUGCCAGUCUGGACUUCACAGAGAUUUGUAUUCGACUUGGGUGGACUCCAAAAUAUGGUUCCUUUGAUGUGCUACCACUGGUCUUGCAGGCCAACGGAGAGGACCCAGAGAUCUUUGAGCUUCCGCCAGAGUUGAUUUUGGAGAUUCCUAUGGAGCACCCACAGUUUGAAUGGUUCAAGGACAUGCAGCUCAGGUGGUAUGCUCUGCCUGCAGUGUCCAACAUGAUGCUAGAGAUUGGAGGACUUGAGUUCACAGCUUGCCCCUUCAAUGGCUGGUACAUGGGAACAGAGAUUGGGGUCAGGAAUUUCUGUGACACCCAGCGCUACAAUAUACUGGAGCAAGUUGGUCGUAAAAUGGGCUUGGAGACACAGACGCUGUCCUCCCUUUGGAAAGACCAGGCUCUUGUGGUUGUCAACGUAGCUAUUCUUCACAGUUUCCAGAAAAAUAAAGUAACCAUCAUAGAUCAUCACUCAGCUUCUGAAUCAUUCAUGAAGCACAUGAAGACCGAGUUUCAUCUCCGUGGAGGUUGCCCAGCUGACUGGGUCUGGUUGGUCCCCCCCAUGUCAGGCUCUCUCACACCUGUGUUCCACCAGGAAAUGACCAACUACAUCCUCUCUCCCUUCUACUACUACCAGCCUGAGGCUUGGGAAACUCAUGUCUGGAGAGAUGAGAAGAAAAAACUGAAGACGAGAGAAAUUCAUUUCCGUGCUGUUGCCAGGGCGGCACUCUUCUCUGUGCGUCUGAUGCAUGGAGCUAAGGCCCUGCGCGUGCGCUGCACUGUGUUGUAUGCAACAGAAACAGGGAACUCACUGACUCUGGCCAGAAAGCUAAACUCCAUGCUCAACUGUGCUUUCAACUCCAGGUUACUUUGCAUGGAAGAUUAUGUCCUCACUGACCUUGAAAAGGAGCGCCUGCUUAUUGUGGUGACCAGCACUUUUGGGAAUGGAGACUGCCCAGGGAAUGGAGAGAGUUUCAAAAAGGGACUCUUCAGUUUAGAAUCCCUCAGAAACAAAUUCAGGUACUGUGUGUUUGGCCUGGGUUCCCGCAUGUACCCACAGUUCUGUGCCUACGCCCAUGCUUUGGAUGCCAGGUUGUCACAGCUGGGGGCCAGGUGUUUGCUUCCAGUUGGGGAGGGAGAUGAACUGAAUGGGCAAGAAGAAACGUUCAGUGCCUGGGCACAAACAGCUUUUCAGGAAGCUUGCAAGGAGUUCAGAAUCCAGGGACAGCUCUCUGUCGUCGAGCGACCACCUGACACCUGGGAUCCCCAUAGAUACAGAGUGCAGAAUGACAACUGCACACUGGACCGCAUUAGAGCAUUGUCAGAGACUCACUCUAAAGCUGUCAUCCCCAUGAAACUGAAGAGGAAAGUUCCCUUACAAAAAGCUUGGUCCAGUCACUGUACAAUCCUGGUGGAACUCGAGCAAGACAGUGGAGCAGACCCCUUGCAAUUUGCCCCAGGUGAUCAUGCGGGAGUUUUCCCAGGAAACCCAGCAGAACUCGUGGCUGGUAUUCUGAAGCAGCUCCUCGAUGCCCCCCCUAUCAACCAGAGCUUGCAACUGGAGUUUCUUUACACCUCUGGCUCAGGGACCACAUGCUGGCAGACAGACAGGCGUAUCCCAGCAUGCCCUCUGGUACAGGCCCUCACCUAUCUGCUGGACAUCACCAGCCCUCCCUCCCAGCGCCUCCUCUAUAAACUCUCCCAGAUCGCCACCCAAGAGGAACACAGGCAGCGCCUGCUAAUGCUAGCGACGGACAACCAGGAGUAUGUGCAAUGGACAAACUUCUUCAGGCCCACUCUUCUAGAGGUGCUCCAACAGUUCCCAUCUGUGGAGCUCACAGCGACAUUCCUCCUGAGUCAGCUACCUCUGCUGAAGCCACGCAUGUACUCCAUCAGCUCCUCCCAUGAGCUUCGCCCUAAUGAGGUCCACCUCACAGUGGCAGUGGUGAACUACCACACCCAAGAUGGACAUGGUCCAUUACAUCAUGGAGUUUGUAGCACCUGGCUAAACACAAUCAAGGAAAGAGACUUGGUUCCCUGCUUCCUUUACAGUUCCGAAGGCUUUCACCUUACAGAACAAAGUGUACCUGUCAUCUUGGUUGGAGUAGGGAGUGGCAUUGCACCAUACCGAAGCUUCUGGCAGCAGCGACUGUGCAAUCUGUCAGGCUUGGCAGCUGUGCCCAUGACGUUGGUAUUUGGCUGCCGCAGUGCAGAGUCAGACCACCUGUACAAAGAGGAAGUGCUGGAGAUGAAACGCAGGGGAGUGUUGGGAACCAUCAGCACUGCUUACUCACGCCAGCCUAGCCAGGCCAAGAUGUAUGUCCAGGAUGUCCUGAGGAACACUUUGGCUGAGGAGGUGGUACAAGUUCUUCACCAGCGGGCAGGGCACCUAUAUGUCUGUGGGAGCCUGAGCAUGGCAGGGGAUGUUGCUCGAACCAUAGAGGGCAUCCUAGCACACAGGCUGGGCAUCAGUGCUCCACAGGCUUCACAAUACCUGUCCCGACUCAAGAGUGAGAAGCGGUACCAUGAGGACAUCUUUGGGGACAAAACAUGCAAAUGACGUGAACUUGGUGUCUUACCUUGAUCCAAGCAGCAAUGUCACUGAACCUGAAAUUGCUCAGUGGUUAUUGCCAUACUUUAAAAUUUGAGCCAAGACACACAAACCACAAACCACAUCAUUACAUUCUCCAAAUGCCCCAUCUGCCUUGUUAACCACCUCAUAAACGACUCACAUUUUCAUAACACACAACAAUUCCUAGGACUUUUUAAAUACUCUAAUGACUUCCCAUUAUCACCAUCCUACCCUACCCAUAACAACUUCUACAACCAGCCCACACAUAACUUCCCUACACAUCAAUGUGUGCACCUACACAUCGCUAUUGCUAUAACUAUCAUUCCAUAUAUUUAACCCUAUACCCACUCGACAUUCACUAUGCUGUUGUUACCACCCCUAUGUGGGCACACAUCUCUGUAAUCACUGCCAGACACUGCCCUAAUGAAGCACGGGUUAAUGCGGCAGGCAAAAGUUGAUUUGUGAGAAGACCUUCUGUUGGGAAAAUCAAUGGGGAAUAUAUUCCUUCUUUGAAUAUCAUAAAUAUAACCUAUAUCAUUACUUUAAUACUUUUCUUUUUUGUAUGAAAAUGUAUGCUACCUGUAUGCUAAUGUG
Molecule: messenger RNA, 3831 nt
Organism: Clupea harengus (Atlantic herring)
Lineage: Eukaryota; Metazoa; Chordata; Actinopteri; Clupeiformes; Clupeidae
Product: nitric oxide synthase, inducible-like
Exons: 25
Coding region: 1-3225 (1074 amino acids)
Biological process (GO): nitric oxide biosynthetic process
Molecular function (GO): heme binding; nitric-oxide synthase activity; calmodulin binding
Source: RefSeq, a predicted model, not a curated record